Molecule: messenger RNA, 2850 nt
Organism: Zea mays
Lineage: Eukaryota; Viridiplantae; Streptophyta; Magnoliopsida; Poales; Poaceae
Biological process (GO): monoatomic ion transport; transmembrane transport
Cellular component (GO): membrane
Molecular function (GO): monoatomic ion channel activity
Source: RefSeq, marked provisional
AUCGGUGUCUACCUCAUUAUUUUCGGAGUCCGAGUGGCGAAACCCGCCGCAGCUUCCACUGGGCAGUGCUCCACAGGCUCAUAUCCGAUUCCGAUCCCUAAGACCUCAGCCGCUGCGGCAUCCACGGCCAACUCAAGCGCUGGCAACUGGCAAGGGCAGAUGAUCUGUGUAUAGCACUCGCUACCUUCUCUUGAUUUCCCCCUCAGGUCGCUGACCAAGGGUCCUGUCCGCCAUGGAUGCGGAGCGAAGCUCUGCACGCAGCGCCACACCUUUUGGUCCGCCGUCCGAUCGCCACCGCUAGACGCCACGCCUGCGUUGCCUUCCCGGCUGAAUCGCCGAUUCCCUUGGCGGUCUAGUGCCUGCGGUCGGCGCCAGACGCCGGCGAGGUAGCCGCGAGACACAGGUACGGGUGCCGAACGGGAACGGCUGCUGCCCGCCGAGCCGUCGACUGCCUGCCUGGAGCCUUGACUGCGCAAGCGCAGCUGCCGUGUGUUGAGUGCUGAGUCGCCGACUCCACCAGGUGGCCAGCGAUUGCUUUGCUGCUCCAGGAAAGAAGCCAAAAAAAAACACGAAGAAUUAAACAUCGAUUGAAAGGGAAAAGACAAUGCCAAGCCUGAACUGAGAGGCGCACACUGGAUUUCGCAUCAGUUCAUGUCGUUCCUUACACCGUCAAUUUGACGAAUCACCUCGCCACGCCGCCUUGAUUUUGUUUUGUCCUCCGCUUCUGGCCGGGCUCAGUUCAGCUGUAUGGUAUUGGUAUCGCCAUGUCAAGCGACCUCUCCACACGCUCCUCGCCUUCCUCCUCCACCGCGUCGCCUUCCGACGACUCGCGGCGGCAGGAGCAAGGCCAGGCGGCGGGUAACGCCAGCGGGAGCCGGCGGUGGCGGUGGCGCCUCGGGCUGGGCGCGGCGUGGGCGCUGGACCCGCGGGCGAGGUGGGUCCGGGACUGGAACCGCGCCUACCUCCUGGCCUGCGCGGCCGGGCUCAUGGUCGACCCGCUCUUCCUCUACGCCGUGUCCCUGAGCGGCCCGCUCAUGUGCAUAUUCGUCGACGGCUGGCUCGCCGCCGCCGUCACCGCGCUGCGCUGCGGGGUGGACGCCAUGCACGUGUGGAACGUCGCCACGCAGCUCCGCACCGCCAAGGCGCCGCCGGGUAAGCGCGUGGCCGGCGACGAGGAGCAGCAGCAGACCGUCGCCGAGGCCGCGCGCAAGCUCCCCGAGGACGCGGCGUCCAGGAGGGGGCUGUUGCUGGACUUCUUCGUCAUCCUUCCCGUGAUGCAGGUGGUGGUGUGGGUUGCGGCGCCGGCGAUGAUCCGCGCGGGGCUGACGACGCCGGUGAUGACGGUGCUGCUGGUGUCGUUCCUGCUGGAGUACCUGCCCAAGAUCUACCACGCGGCGCGCCUGCUCCGGCGGAUGCAGAGGCAGUCUGGCUACAUCUUCGGCACCAUCUGGUGGGGCAUCGCGCUCAACCUCAUGGCCUACUUCGUCGCCGCCCAUGCUGUGGGCGCGUGCUGGUACCUGCUCGGCGUCCAGCGGGCCAGCAAGUGCCUGAAAGAGCAGUGCCUCCAGGCGGCCGGGUGCGCGCGCGGCAGCGCGGUGGCCUGCGCGGCGCCGCUGUACUACGGCGGCUCCCCGUCUCCCGGAGUCGGCGGCGGCGACAGGCUCGCCUGGGCCGGGAACGCGCAGGCCCGGGGCACGUGCCUCGCCAGCGGCGACAACUACCAGUACGGCGCGUACACGUGGACGGUGAUGCUGGUGGCGAACCCGAGCCGGGUGGAGCGGAUGCUGCUCCCCAUCUUCUGGGGCCUCAUGACGCUCAGCACGUUCGGCAACCUGGAGAGCACGACGGAGUGGCUGGAGAUCGUGUUCAACAUCAUCACCAUCACGGGCGGGCUCGUCCUCGUCACCAUGCUCAUCGGCAACAUCAAGGUGUUCCUGAACGCGACCACGUCCAAGAAGCAGGCCAUGCACACGCGGCUGCGCGGCGUGGAGUGGUGGAUGAAGCGCAAGAAACUGCCGCGGAGCUUCCGCGGCCGGGUGCGCCAGUUCGAGCGCCAGCGGUGGGCCGCCACGCGCGGCGUCGACGAGUGCCAGAUCGUGCGCGACCUCCCCGAGGGCCUCCGCCGGGACAUCAAGUACCACCUCUGCCUCGACCUCGUCCGCCAGGUCCCAUUCUUCCAGCACAUGGACGACCUCGUGCUCGAGAACAUCUGCGACAGGGUGAAAUCCCUCAUCUUUCCCAAGGGAGAAACCAUCGUGAGGGAGGGCGACGUGGUGCAGCGGAUGCUGUUCAUCGUGCGGGGCCACCUGCAGUGCAGCCAGGUGCUGCGGAACGGCGCGACGAGCAGCUGCACGCUGGGGCCUGGCAACUUCAGCGGCGACGAGCUGCUGUCGUGGUGCCUGCGCCGCCCGUUCCUGGAACGCCUCCCGACGUCGUCGGCGACGCUGGUGACGCUGGAGAGCACCGAGGUGUUCGGCCUGGACGCCGCCGACGUCAAGUACGUCACGCAGCACUUCCGCUACACCUUCACCAACGACAAGGUGCGCCGCAGCGCUCGCUACUACUCGCCCGGCUGGCGUACCUGGGCGGCCGUCGCCGUUCAGCUGGCCUGGAGGAGGUACAAGCACCGCAAGACGCUCUCGUCGCUCUCCUUCAUCCGCCCGCGGCGCCCGCUGUCCCGCUGCUCCUCGCUCGGGGAGGAGAAGCUCCGCCUGUACACGGCCAUCCUCACCUCGCCCAAGCCCAACCAGGACGACGACUUCUAGCUAGCUUAGCUAGGCCGUUCCAGGCCGGAUUCUCUUCUCCUCAGCGAGGAGUAUAUAUAUCAAACAACAUGCAUUUAUUUGUAGU